This is a messenger RNA of Fomitiporia mediterranea MF3/22, 3983 nucleotides long. RefSeq lists its product as uncharacterized. Lineage: Eukaryota; Fungi; Basidiomycota; Agaricomycetes; Hymenochaetales; Hymenochaetaceae. Bases 1 to 3906 code for a protein of 1301 amino acids. The record is from RefSeq and is a predicted model, not a curated record. The transcript is spliced from 20 exons. Gene Ontology annotation, molecular function: metal ion binding; ATP binding.
AUGGCGGAACCAUUGCCAUUGGAACGCCAUAAGCUACUCGUUGCGAAUCGAGGAGAGAUUGCGCUCCGUAUUCUUCGUACUGCGAAACACAUAGGGCUACGGUCUGUCGCGGUUUAUACGCAAGUGGAUGCGACGUCUCCUCAUGUUCUGCUCGCUGAUGAAGCAGUUGCACUUCUACCAUCUCGAUCUUCCUCUACGGAUGCAGAGCUGGAAGCUGGCGCUGACGUCAAUGCAGGGACUAAUGCCAGGGCAUACGUAGACGCCAAUGCAGUUGUGAAGAUAUGUGUUGAACGAGGCGUCACGCUCGUACAUCCAGGAUACGGCUUUCUCUCCGAAAACGCUGACUUCGCGUUUCUGUUGGAGAAGCAUGGGAUUAUCUUGCUUGGACCGCAAGCGCAAAUCAUUGAAGAUAUGGGACUCAAGCAUCGCGCCCGUGAACUCGCGCAGCAUGCAGGAGUACCCGUCGUUCCCGGUUCGGUUGGCUUAGUCGAGCGCAUUGAAGAUGCGGUGCAAAUUGCGGAUGAGAUCGGAUAUCCAGUUAUGUUGAAAGCGACUGCAGGAGGUGGAGGAAUGGGUCUCGUUGUCUGUGGAAAUGCAGCCGAGUUGCAGGAAAAAAUUGUCACGACUAAGCAAAAGGCUAAAAAUAUUUUUCAUAAUGAAGACGUGUUCAUCGAGAAGUUCUUUAGCUCCUCCCGUCACAUUGAGAUACAGAUAUUCGGGAACGGCUGUGGACACGUUAUACAUAUGGGUGAACGAGAAUGUAGUAUUCAGAGGCGUCACCAAAAGAUUAUCGAAGAGGCACCAAGCCCUUACUUUGCAAUUCGCCAGGGUAUGGUAGAGAAGAUGUACGCUGCGGCUGUAGGACUAGGAGAACUAGUCAACUACAAGUCUGCUGGAACUGUCGAGUUCUUGGUGGACACCGCUUCGGAAACAUUCUACUUCCUCGAGAUGAACACACGGUUACAGGUAGAACACGGGGUGACGGAAAUGCUUUACCGAGGAUUGGACAUUGUAGAGCUCAUGAUUCUCCAGGGUGUUUAUGAACAUCAAUCUAGAUUAAACGCGGACAUUCGCCCGGGUUUACCGCCUGACCGUCUCGAUCAAGAGGCAUUCGGGCACCCUAAUCCAAAUAUACACGCUAUAGAGGCUCGUGUGUAUUCCGAGAAUCCCGCGAAUAACUUCUCGCCAAGCCCUGGAAUCCUACAGUAUGUUCAACUGCCUGAAGAAACUGAUGAUCUUCGCAUUGAUACAUGGGUCUCGACUGGCAUGGUCAUAACGCCUUUCUAUGAUCCGCUUGUUGCCAAAGUCAUUUCGAGAUGUGCAACGCGAAAGGAGGCGAUCGAGCAGCUGGUCGCAGUAUUUGAUCAAGGAAAGCGCACUCUUGAUACGAAGAGCCACAUUGUUGUUCAAGGACCGCCGAACAACAUACCUUUCUUAGUUCAAGUGUUAAAGAACACGACGUUUGUAGAGGGUAAUGCAACUACUGAAUGGAUAGAUCGAGGUGGUCUUCCGUAUACUCCAAAUGCUUUUGCUAUCAUAUCCCCUGGGAUCCAGACGUCUGUACAAUCUCUACCAACGAGAGAUACUGGUUUAGGUAUUCCGCCGAGCGGUCCCAUGGAUCCUCUCGCAUUUCAGGCAGGGAACGCCCUUAUUGGCAAUCCUUUCGGAUGUGAAGGCCUUGAGCUAGUAAUUCCGCCAAAGAGCUCUGGACACGCGAGGUCUUUGUCCUUCAUCGCUCUAUUUUACGUAGAAGCUGUAGUUGCGGUGACGGGUGCUCAUGCUAUUGUCACCGUUGACGGACGUGAAGCACCAACUUGGGGACGUAUCAUCGUCCCAAGAGGAGCCAAACUGGUCAUUGGAGCUCUACAUCCGGACACGGAGUAUUCAAGUGGUGGAUUCAGAGCGUAUCUUGCCGUGUUAGGUGGGUUUCCUAGAAUUCCAGAAUACCUAGGCUCUAAGUCGACAUCCAUGGGUAGUGGUGGCUACCAAGGAAGGAACUUGCAAACAGGGGACAUGCUGGAAAUUCAACUGUGCGUUGCAUCUGCGAACGACGCUCCGCCUCUUCCUCACGUGCUCCUACCUGAUUAUCACUCUGAUUGGACGCUGUACUCUCUUCCUGGCCCACAUGACGAUACUGAAUUCCUCACUGAGUCUGGGAUUGAGGCAUUCUAUUCGAGGAAAUGGAGAGUCAGUGCAGCUAGCAACCGGAUGGGCAUCCGACUUGAACCAGUCAACCAAGAAGGCUCUGAUGCGCCUGCCUUAGAUUGGGCUCGGCAGAACGGUGGUGAAGGCGGUUCACAUCCUUCCAACAUCCUUGAUAAUGGUUAUCCUCGGGGUUCUGUUAAUCUGAAUGGCGAUACACCCGUGGUUUUGACCAAUGAAGGACCAAGCAUGGGUGGAUAUUUGUGUAUAUCUACUAUCGCUACAGCCGAUCAAUGGAAACUUGGUCAACUCCGACCGGGCGAUCAACUGCAGUUUAAGCGUAUUAGUUACUCGGAUGCUAUUAUCCUUCAAGAGCGUGCGGACAAAUGGCUGGAGACGAUAUUUGCAUUGUCAUCGGGAUUCAAUGCAUCACCAUUCAAAUUGCCGGGCUACUCUCCUUCAUCUCUACCCUUACGAGAUCCAAAGCUGCACAGUGUAUCGGCUUCUUCGUCUAAGCCAAAAGCAGUAUUCAGACAGGCUGGCGACUCCGCAAUACUUGUCGAGUACGGAGAGAUGACGCUUGAUUUUUCCAUUCGAGCUCGUAUCCAUGCGCUUGAGACAGUGGCUCGCCAGAUGCAAAUUCCCGGUAUCAAGGAGUUUGCACCUUGCAUCCGAUCAACCAUGGUACAUUUCGAUCCUCGGCUAACAACCCAAGCUGAAGUAUUGGCUAUGCUCAUUGAAGCAGAACAGAGCCUUCCGGAGUCGAUAGAAGAUAUGCGGUUCCCAGGCCGUAGAUUAAAGUUCCCCAUUGUUCUAGACGAUAAGUGGAAUCGUGAUGCCCUAGAACGCUACAUGCGCUCUUCGCGUUCAAAAGCUGUUUAUCUUCCAAGUAAUAUAGAAUACUUGGCCGCAAACAAUGGCGUCGAGGGAGGUGCAACGGAGGCAUUACGUCUACUUGUCUCAUCACCGUGGCUGGUUUUCGGUGUCGGAUUCUAUCUUGCGUGUCCAUUCUUGGUCCCGAUUAAUCCGCGAUGUCGACUUGUGGGCCAAAAGAUGAACCCGUCGAGGACAUACACGCCUCGCGGUGCCGUCGGAAUUGCGGGUCUGGUCGCGGCCAUCUACCCAGUCGAGUCUCCUGGUGGUUACCAGUUAUUUGGGUGUACACUACCAACGUGGCAGCCUUGGGGAAAAGGCCCAGACUUUGCUCCGGAAAGACCGUGGCUCUUAGAACCGUUUGAUCAGGUCACCUUUGAAUCUGUUUCGGAAGAGGAAUACAUCGAGAUGGAAAAACACUUUGACAGCGGACGUUAUGCCUUCAAGAUCGAACCAGUCGUGUUUUCGAUGAAGGAGUACCUCGGCUUCGUUUCAGGUAUCCAUGAUGAAAUACUUGCGUUCAGAGCACGUCAAGCAAAGGCCGUAGCAUCUGAAGAAGCCCGAGAAAGUGUUCUCCUGAAAGAGUGGCUUGAAAGUAAGCGGAGUAACGCAGCUAGCAGCACUAGUACUGCCACGGAAGAAUCUCAAGAGACACCAAAUUUUGUCUCUGCUUCUCUGUCAGGCUCUGUAUGGAAAAUCAAGGCGGCUGUCAGCGAUAUCAUUACCUCUCCCGACCAAGUUGUGGCUAUCUUGGAAGCAAUGAAGACAGAGAUAAACAUAACAGCUGGGGAGGAGAAUGUAGGUCUGAAGGUCUCUGGAUUUGCAAAAGGUAUAAAAGAAGGGUCCACAGUGCAAGCAGGUGAUAAGCUCAUGUUUUUCGUCGAGACUUGAUUUUUCCUUGAGUUCCUCCAUUGACUUGUCUUUCAUGACCCACUUUGAUAAUGGUGUAAUAAGCUUAUCAAUGAACG